Messenger RNA from Anguilla rostrata (American eel), 4610 nucleotides. It is a transcript of the gene ireb2, whose product is annotated as iron-responsive element binding protein 2. Gene Ontology annotation, cellular component: mitochondrion; cytosol. The coding region runs from base 16 to 3036 and encodes 1006 amino acids. NCBI's taxonomy places the organism in Eukaryota, Metazoa, Chordata, Actinopteri, Anguilliformes, Anguillidae. Gene Ontology annotation, molecular function: aconitate hydratase activity; iron-responsive element binding; 4 iron, 4 sulfur cluster binding. Gene Ontology annotation, biological process: citrate metabolic process; tricarboxylic acid cycle. The transcript has 22 exons. The record is from RefSeq and is a predicted model, not a curated record.
GUAAUCUGUGCAAAUAUGCCCCUGCUCUCCCUGAGCUGUGUGUGGAUGCAUCUGAACAUGCUCUGUGGCAGCGUUCCCUCUUCACACGGCGCUUUCAGUUUUUCAAAGAAUGGAGCUGCUACGUGGGGGCAUCCUUUCAGCGAUUUGAUCGACACUUUGAAAGGCGAAAAAUAUGGAGAUAAAAAAUAUUUUAGUCCUCAGAAGCUUAACGACCAACGAUAUGAUGCGCUGCCUCUGUCCAUCCGCGUCCUGCUGGAGGCCUCCAUCAGAAAGUGUGACGGCUUUUACGUGAAGAAGGAGGAUGUGUACAACAUCCUGGAUUGGCAGCAGCAGCAGCAGAGCUCCACAGAAAUCCCCUUCGCCCCGGCCCGGGUCCUGCUCCAGGACUUCACGGGCAUCCCUGCCAUGGUGGACCUGGCUGCCAUGAGAGACGCUGUGGCCAGCCAUGGAGGCGACCCCAAUGUGGUCAACCCUUCUUGCCCCACCGAUCUCGUCGUGGACCACUCGCUACAGAUCGACUUUAGUAAAUGUGCUAUUCAGAAUGCUCCUAACCCUGGAGGAGGAGAAGGCCACAGCACGCCCAUCAAAUCCCCCCCCGGCAGAGGAGCUCCGCUCCGCGGCUCCCAGUGUGGCAGACCGAGCCAGAGGGGCUGCAGGAAGGGAGCCUGCAGCGAUGCUCCCGCUACCUCAGGGAGACCCGGGGCCGCUGUCCAGAUCGAGAACACGCCUCUCCUCUGCCCCUUCCACUUACAGCCUGUCUCCGAACCAGAAACAGCCCUCAAGAACCAAGAAAUGGAACUGAUGAGAAACAAAGAGAGGCUUCAGUUUUUUAAGUGGUGCUCUAAAGCCUUUAAGAAUGUGAACGUGGUCCCCCCGGACACUGGUGCCAUACACCAGGUGAACCUGGAGUACCUGUCCCAGGUGGUGCAAGAGCGCGAUGGCUUCGUCUGCCCUGACAGUGUGGUAGGGACAGACUCCCACACCACCAUGAUCAACGGCCUGGGCAUCCUGGGCUGGGGAGUGGGAGGUAUCGAAUCUGAGGCGGUGAUGCUGGGCCAGCCGGUCUCUCUGACGCUGCCCCAGGUCGUGGGCUGCAAGCUGGUGGGCUCCAUCAGCACGCUGGCCACAUCCAUAGACAUCGUGCUGGGGAUCACCAAGCACCUCCGCCAGGCCGGGAUCGCCGGCAAGUUCGUGGAGUUCUUCGGACCGGGCGUUUCCCAGCUGUCAGUGCCAGACAGAACCACCAUCGCCAACAUGUGCCCCGAAUACAGCGCCACCGUCAGCUUCUUCCCUGUCGAUGAUGUCACACUGAAGCACUUUAAGCAAACAAACCUUAGUGAGGAGAAACUUGAAUUAUUGGAGGCGUACCUUAAGGCUGUGAAACUGUUUAGAACAUAUCAGGAUCCAUCAGAAGAUCCACAGUAUUCAGAGGUAAUAGAAAUCAACCUGGGCUCCAUCGUUCCCCACGUCAGUGGCCCCAAGAGGCCCCAGGACCGGGUGGCUGUCAGCAACAUGAAGACGGACUUCCUGUCCUGCCUGAACGAGAAGGUGGGCUUCAAAGGGUUCCAUGUUCCUGCGGAGAAGCAGGCGACGCUGAUGCCUUUCGUCCACGAGGGCCAGGAGUACAAGCUGGCGCAGGGCUCGGUCGUUAUCGCCGCCAUCAUCAGCUGCACAAACAACUGCAACCCCUCCGUCAUGCUGGCUGCAGGUUUACUGGCGAAGAAGGCGGUAGCGGCGGGCUUAGCGGUACGGCCUUAUAUCAGAACCAGCCUGGCUCCAGGGAGCGGCAUGGUGACGCAUUACCUCAGUGCCAGCGGCGUGCUGCCUUCCCUCGGCCAGCUUGGGUUCGAGGUGAUUGGUUACGGAUGUGCCACCUGUGUAGGGAACACCGCUCCCUUACCGGACUCUGUUGUUGAUGCCAUUAAACAGGGGGACUUGGUUGUGUGUGGAGUUCUGUCUGGAAACAGGCACUUUGAGGGGCGCUUGUGCAACUGUGUGCGUGCCAACUACCUGGCCUCCCCGCCCUUAGUGGUGGCCUACGCCAUCGCCGGCACCGUAGACAUCGACUUUGAGACGGAGCCUUUGGGUGUGAAUUCGGAUGGUAAGGAGGUGUACCUGCGGGAGGUGUGGCCCAGCAGAGAGGAGGUUCAGCACACAGAGCGCCACUGCGUCAUCGCCUCCAUGUUCAGAGGCCUCAAGCUCAAAAUGGAGAAAGGGAACAGGCUGUGGAACAACCUGGAAGCCCCCGAGUCAGAGCUGUUCCCCUGGGACCCCAAAUCCACGUACAUCCGGUGCCCUCCUUUCUUUAAUAAACUUACAAAAGAGCCACCUGCCUUGCAGUCCAUAGAUAAUGCCCACGCCUUGUUGUUCCUGGGAGACACGGUGACGACUGAUCACAUCUCCCCUGCUGGGAGUAUAGCCCGCGUUAGCCCUGCUGCCAAGUACCUCCUGAGCAAGCGCCUCACGCCGCGUGAGUUCAACUCCUAUGGAGCGCGGAGGGGAAACGACGCAGUGAUGACCCGCGGCACCUUCGCCAGCAUCAAGCUCCAGAACCGCUUUAUAAGCAAGACUGGGCCCAAGACCGUGCACAUCCCAUCAGGCCAGACCCUGGAUGUGUUCGAGGCAGCCGAUCGGUACCAGAAGGAGGGGAUCCCGCUGGUCAUCCUGGCAGGGCGGAAGUACGGCUCUGGAAGCUCCCGUGACUGGGCUGCUAAAGGACCUUACCUGCUGGGCGUGAGGGCUGUGAUUGCUGAGAGCUUUGAGAAGAUGCACAGGAACCACCUGGUGGGCAUGGGCAUCGCGCCCCUGCAGUUCCUGCCCGGGGAGAGUGCCGACUCACUGGAGCUCUGCGGGAAGGAGAAGUUCUCCGUCUCUUUUCCGGAAGAUCUGUCCCCACGACAAGAGCUCACCGUCAAGACCAGCUCGGGAAAGGCCUUCAGAGUGAUCGUCCUGUUUGAGAGCGAGAUGGACAUCGUGUUCUUUCGGCACGGCGGGAUUCUCCGUUUCGUCGCGCGAACGUUGACUUGGCAGUCUUGAGGCAUCUGCGAGGCCUCCCCCCCCUUCCCCAGCUUCAGACUGAGCUUGCUGCUGGAGCCCCAUCACACCCUCGGUCCUCACCAUGGCAACAAGAUCAGCCCAUGUGAUCAGCGAAGGUUUCCAGAAUGCUGCGGUGGCAGUCAGCUGUAACCAGUCAGUCGUGGUUGAGUAUGCUCUGGCACUUGUGUGUGCAUCAUCUACAGCCCCUAACGAUGGGAGAAUAUUUACACAAUGCAUUACCCCUAUGCACUAAUAGACUGCUAGGGGGAUCAGUUACAUGCAUCUAAAUUACUGGAGGCAUUUAUUCACAAUGGUACAGGGUUUCUGCUGUUAGAGGCUCAGCUUUGAGUUUGUUCUGCUAGUGAUCAGGUUGGCCAGCUAAUGUUAGUCCAUCUCUGACCUCUACUCCAAAUUCCUAGUAGAAUAUUCCUCAGGCUUCUAUAAGCUGUGCAGACUGUAUCCCAGAGUGCCAGGGUUUGGCUGACCUGAUUGCCGUGUGCUGAUUGCCACUGUAGCAUGCAGGCAACUGAUGGUAUUUAGGUGUCGGUGUCGCAGUUUGAUUUCACACACAAGGCUUCACGCCACAGUCCACGUGUCCUCCUCUUCAUCCUCAUCCUCACCCAGCUUCGCCAUACCUGCGCUGGAUUUCACCAUUUCUGUUCUGAUGGCUCAUUUCCACAGAUGCCUCUUUUCUUGCACUUAAAAAAAACAAAAAACAAAAAAAAAAACACCUUGUGUCCUUUUUACGGUAUGUUGGCUGAUGUUAAAAACAAUGUUAUGUUUUUAUGGCUGUGUCUGUAUAUCACAUGAUGACCUUAAUUUAAUUAUUUGUCAUGAGAGAUGUGCCGUUUCUUUUACCUAGCUGCUGAGAGUGAGCCGUAGGUGGCAUGCUGUCUCUCCCCCCCCCCCCCCACUACAGACAGUCCACAAGCUCACGUCUUUGUUACAAACCUAUGACAAACUGGGACGCGUGGUGCUUACUUGUUCACUCCAUGUCUGAAAAGCUCUCAAAUGCAUACUGAGUAGUUCUGUAAAAUAUAAUGUUAACACUAGCCACUCUUGUUUUACUUUUAGCAUUUAGCUGAAUGUGGUUUUUGUUUAAUAUGUUCACUGUCAGAAGUAAUCUGUGCUGUUUAGUGUGAUGUGAAAAAAGGCCACACAGUCAUGAUAGGUAUAUAAGGAACAAGGUGGUUAUUGUUAAUGUUGUAUUUCUUUAGGAAUACUACUAGUGUACUACUAUUCAAUGUUCUGUAGUGGUAAAACAAUUUAAGAUGUUAAUUUCCUUGGUGAACCAGUUUACAGAUGUCCUUGUUAAUGGGUUGUACAGUACAUCAAACAGCAGCUAUGUACAGGAACUGGGUUAAAAACUGAUUUUCACACACAAUACUGACUACACAACUGCAAUCCUAGAUCCUGUUACCUCAGGCGUUUUUCCAUUGUUUUUUUUCCCCCCCUCACCAUCCUCAUAUUUAACCGAGUUGAUUUAAGUCUAUGUCUCAUUGGACUGCCAAAGCAAGACCUGUCCAUAAUCAACAUUGUUAUGUUUUUUUAUUUUAUUAAAUGAAGUAACACUG